CACCCACUCACAAGUAUACUACCUAAAGAGAUCCCAAAAUUUAGAGAGAGAAUGAAAGAACAAUGAAGAAUAUAGUUGGUAAAACCAAAACUGUGGUGGCUCUCUUGCUCUUCAUCAUUCUUUUGGGUACAUAUUUUAAAUUCAAAGACACACAUGAUUAUAGAUCACUCUUCCUCCCAGUAUCAGAGUCGGUGGUGCAGAACGGUACGCUGUGCCGCACUGGAUCGCCACCCCUCAAGGUGUACAUGUACGAUCUACCGAGAAGGUUUAAUGUUGGCAUGUUGAAUCGUCGGAGCUCGGACGAGACUCCGGUGAGUGCUCGCACUUUGCCGCCUUGGCCCUUGAGUUCUGGUUUAAAGAAGCAGCACAGUGUCGAGUACUGGAUGAUGGCCUCGCUAUUGUGGGACGGUGAGGGUGGGGAUGGCCAGACCAGAGAGGCUAUUAGGGUUUUGGAUCCGGAUUCGGCUGAUGUGUUUUUUGUUCCUUUCUUUUCAUCUUUGAGUUUUAAUACUCAUGGCCAUACUAUGACGGAUCCGGCUACGGAGAUUGACCGGCAAUUGCAGGUUGACCUCCUUAAACUUUUGGGGCAAUCCAAUUACUGGCAGAGCUCUGCUGGACGAGACCAUGUAAUUCCCAUGCACCAUCCAAAUGCAUUCAGAUUUCUGCGAGAACAGGUGAAUGCAUCUAUUCUCAUUGUUGCAGAUUUUGGCCGCUACCCGAAAAUCUUGUCAAAUCUGAGCAAAGAUGUUGUGGCCCCCUAUGUACACGUUGUGGAAUCGUUUGUGGAUGAUGACCUUCCAAAUCCAUAUGAGUCUCGUAGUACACUUCUUUACUUCCGGGGGAGGACAGUGAGGAAAGAUGAGGGAGUUGUUCGUGCUAAACUGGCAAAAAUACUAGUUGGCUAUGAGGAUGUCCAUUAUGAACAAAGCUUUGCAACAGAAGAAAGCAUCAAAGCGUCCACAUAUGGGAUGCGUACAUCAAAGUUCUGCCUACAUCCUGCUGGAGACACUCCAUCAUCUUGCCGCCUGUUUGAUGCUAUUGUGAGUCACUGUGUUCCUGUUAUCGUGAGUGACCAGAUUGAGCUACCUUACGAGGAUGAAAUAGACUACACCCAGUUCUCAGUUUUCUUCUCCGUCAAAGAGGCAUUGGUGCCUGGCUACAUAGUUACACAGCUCCGACAAAUUUCGAAAGAGAGAUGGCUUAAAAUGUGGGGACGGCUGAAAAACAUCUCCCAUCAUUACGAAUUUCAGUACCCUCCAAGAAAGGAAGAUGCUGUCAAUAUGCUAUGGAGGCAGGUAAAGCACAAGCUUCCUGCAGCAAAACUUGCUGUACAUAGAAACCUAAGGUUGAAAGUGCCGGACUGGUGGCGCCGAAGGAGAUAGUUUCCGGGGUUUGCUUUCUAGUUUUUGGGUUACGCCUUUAAGAUUCUAUACAUUCAGUCACUCAUAGCAGUAACCAUUGAAGGGGAAUAACUAUUAGAUGUAGCCACAAACCCCAGUACCAUCCAGAAGGUUUUGGAUAGGACCGCUUUCUCAAACAAGGUUUUUACAGAGUGAAGUUCUGUCAAUUAACCAGAGUAGCAUCUUGGGUGGGUUUGUUAUCAAUGUAAUUACUCAUCCUUGAACGGAAGUCGUGAAGAUUGUAAUUUCUGUGAGGACACGAUCAAUUUGGCUGGAGAAAGCCGUUUUCAUCGGAGGUGAUUGCUUGGAUGACACCUCAAGUGGAAAACUCAUUGAUCUGUGCUUUAUAUCUGUGGAAGCAGCCAAUUCAGGUGAGGCAAAAAUUUGCAUCUAGCUGGGUUUUGUACUGAUCAAGAUAGCCAUGUUGUGGACUUACCUUAACAAAAUGUUGUGCCUCAACUCUUGUUCCAGAUGCGCUUCUUUUUAUUCUUCCAUUUUUUCUACUCUCGAGGCAGUUAGUUUCUUUUCUUCUUCUUCUUUUUUUUUUUUUUUCCCCUUU
This is a messenger RNA of Ilex paraguariensis (yerba mate), 1959 nucleotides long. The record is from the annotation of a GenBank genome assembly. Lineage: Eukaryota; Viridiplantae; Streptophyta; Magnoliopsida; Aquifoliales; Aquifoliaceae.